AUGGUACAGUGUAUUUUUAAAGAUAGCACAUUAUGUAUAUGUAUAUUUUUGAUUCGUGCAAUGUUAUCUAGGUUUAAACAGUUAAAAUUAAAUUAAAAGUAAUGAGAAUUUCAAUUUUAAUCGCACGAAAGAUGAUAUUUAUUAAGAUAAAAUCGACAAUAAUAAAUAAAACAAAAGUAUCGUGACUUUGGCGCAACACAAUUUUGUGUUGAGGUUAUAUUAAUUUAUUUCACUUUUAAGGUUAUAUUGUAUUUAUUAUUUUUAAUAAAUAACCGAAUAUGCGACUCAGUUAGUGAGAAUGUAGCCUUCGAAUAAUUAUAAAAAUAAUAUCAACAAUGUAUUUGACUGCACGAAGAUGAAUUUUUCGUUACAUAUGAACUUGGAAUUUAUUAUUGUUUUUAUCAGUAAUGAUUGAUAUUUAAUAAAUAAAAAUGAACAUCAUGCCUUCUACAAAGAGUGAGGAGAAUAUUAUUUUAGAAGCAGAUAUUGUUUUCUUGUUAAUGAGAAAAGGGUUUCCUAUAUCUCGCAAUGUAAGAGCACAAUGGAUGUUGGAGCAUUUAGACACUGUGAUAAGUAUUCAGUGUUCAAAUUCUAAAACAAAGGAGGCAGCAGAACUAGAAGUAGCAUCGGUGCUGCCAAAAAAUAAAUCCGGAUCAUGGUCUCCUGAAACAAGCCAACAGUAUCUUUACAAAGUAACUUCUACAACCUCAAUAAUAUUUCUGGCACACAAGUACAGGAUGGUAUUUAAUCUGGACUUGAGCCCAUCCCUUGCAACUGUAUUUACUAUACCAGGAAGUAAAAGAAUAAUGCAACCAGAGAUCUAUGUAACCAUAAUAGUCCAUACACCUUUUUUCACAAGUCCUGCACAACAAGUUUUGGUACAAGGUUGGCUAGUAACUUUGGACAAUGUUAAACAGCUGACACAUUUCAUAGAGAAUCAACUCCAUAUAUUAGAGGAGAAAGUGGCAUGUGUUACCGCUAUAGCUAGCCAACAAUUGGAAAAUUUAAAAGCGGAGAACGAACGUUUAGUCGGAGGUCUUUUUGAAGAGAGCAACGCUUGUCUAAAUAAAAAUAACAAUACUUGUCUUGCUAGUACUUCGUUAAUUUCCCCGGAAUCAAGCUUCAUCAAUAUGUUGAGGUACGGGAUGUUAGCGCUUACUCUACUACCGGAACAUAGUUGUGCACAUAUGAUAGUCGUUUCGGAUGGUAUAGUUGGAAAUACCGAUGUCCAUGUUUUGGAUUCGGUUAUACAACAGUUACGUGCAACAACAAUUGCAUGCAGUUUUCUACACGUUGGAAGUACAUACCAUCCACAUUGUGCUGAUGGUUUAGUGCCAUAUCAAGAGUUGUUACAUUUCAUUGCAAAAGCUACAUUGGGUACUUACAUGUCUUUUCGUCCAUAUCCUGUAGAUUUAAACGAAACAGAGAUGAAUGUUUAUCACAAAAGCUUUUUAUGUUGGCAAUUAUAUCGCGAAGUAUGCUGUAACAUUGCCCCAGAUUAUUCGAACUGGCAUUCGAAAAAUUCAUUAUUUUAUGAAGAAAAAUCGACGCAGCUUCUGCAGAAGAAACAGAUUGAGGACAAAGUGACAUGCGCAUUAAGCAGUCUAUUGUGUUGUCGCCUCCGAGAGGGAUAUUUAAUAAAAAGUGCUAACGUGAGAGACGAAAUACUCGAAAUUUGUUUUGUAUUAUUGUGGAGGUCCAGUGUUUUGCUAGAAUAUGUAGUGACAUGCCCUUGGUUAACGAAAUCAUUGUCCGUGUCCAAUACAAUACAGUAUACAAUUACUACAGAAGCGCCCUAUGAAUUUUUACACGAUAUCACAUGUCUGUCAAAAAAGCCAUUGAAGUCGCAAUAUCGACAAGGUGUUGUCAAUCGGUUUUGGGCAACAUUAACAUCUUUAACAGAAAGUGACAGUAUGCUUGCACACUUCAGUUGGUUCCCAGAAUUCGGCUGGACUUGGUACAGCGUGCCAGAUACUAUCAGGAGUGGCAUGCCAGUCUUUUAUUUAUCGGCUUAUCCUUCACCUAGCACCGUGCAACUUAGUGAUGCUGCAUGCCCACAAUUCGGACAGAUUUGGCAACCUGUAGUGUCUUUAAAUCCUUUACAGUGGGCCCGUUGGAUGCAUACCCAAAGAGUAACGUUGAUUUUAUCGCACGACAGGCCGCUGCCGAAGCACCUGCAUCAAGCAAAUCAAAGCGGGCGUUUCCAAUGUGUUCAAAGUCGUCAGGCAGCCGCCGUUCUCUACGCCAUGCUGAAAAAUUGGGCAACCUUCGUCCUUGUCGAGAAUCACACAUACGUGCAAUUUAUUUAUCGAGAGGCGGACAAACCACCCGUUUCGUUCUCGUUGAUCCGUAUCAAUUGCAAAGCACUCUGCGUCAUCCUUAACAUUGCGUUUGCCGCUGGAACCGAGGGAGUCGUCCGGCAUAACGUUGUCGUCGACCUUCUAGAUCGAUUGUCCAAACUUACUUUACCGAACAGGCCUACGGAGCAAAAAGAAACGCCGUCCUGUACUAUCGUUCACAAAUCUUUGGAGAAGAUACUGAUCAGAUACGAGCGAAUGCCAACCGACUUGAGCUCCAUCGUGUUCCCCGAUGGAACUCUACCCAUUUCAACCAGACUCACGCCAAUGUUUGGUGGAAUUUUGACGACUAGUUUGUCUAGAUAUUUGUAUCACAAUCGAUGGCUCUGGCACGUGAAACGGCCACUCGUACAAACCAUCCCUGGAAUUGUAUUACCAAGAUUGAACAUAACUGCGAUCGCAAGGAUCCUUUCUACAAUCACGAAGCAAGUAUUUUGUGUUAAUUUAAUUCUUCUUGUUGCCAUCAUCGUGCUUUACUUCACAAUUCUUACAAAAUCGAAAGUUUGCCAAUUAAUGAAAAUAGAUUUAGAUUAUAUAUUUCUACUUUUUAGAAUGCGUUUGGCUGAGGGCUUCAAUUUCACUUAUUCAGCAGCCGGCAUUAUAAACAUGGUUCUUGAAGUGCAGAUGCAAGGAGUUGGCGAGAAUGAUACUACAUAUCCGUGUAUUAUUCAAUACAUAUUAUUUCCGCCACACGUCAUGUCAAAUGCGACAUUAGAACGCGACAGUGCGUCGGAGGAAGACACUGACGAAGGGACCGCAGAUGGUGAAAUAAGCGUAGAAGAUGCUGAGGGUUCCGGCGAUUUUCAAAUCAUUUCUGAGAUUUGGAUUGAACCACAGUGUGGUUUCUCUCAACUGUCUGUACAGUCCACAGCAACAUACAUGAAUCGUUUGCAGUAUCAUGAGAUCCCAGACGCA
Heterotrigona itama is the source of this 3272-nucleotide messenger RNA. Lineage: Eukaryota; Metazoa; Arthropoda; Insecta; Hymenoptera; Apidae. The record is from the annotation of a GenBank genome assembly.